This is a messenger RNA of Fusarium verticillioides 7600, 1364 nucleotides long. Its product is annotated as cytochrome P450 oxidoreductase. The record is from RefSeq and is a predicted model, not a curated record. The transcript has a single exon. Bases 1 to 1191 code for a protein of 396 amino acids. Lineage: Eukaryota; Fungi; Ascomycota; Sordariomycetes; Hypocreales; Nectriaceae. Gene Ontology annotation, molecular function: 2 iron, 2 sulfur cluster binding; iron ion binding.
AUGGCCCAGUCAUUCUUGAAACGAUACUUUGGCCUCGGCGGCUCUGCUGCUCCCGCUCCCAGCCCUGUCACUGAGAAGAGCGCCGUUCGUGCUCUUCCCGCUUCAUGGUACACCUCAGUCGAGAUGUACGAGCUUGAGAAGCGCGCCAUCUUCUCCAAGAAGUGGCUCCUCACCACUCACCAAGCCAGACUCCCCAACGCUGGUGACUGGCUCAAGUAUGAGAUGGCCAACUUCGAGUUUGUCAUUGCUCGCGACGAGGAUGGCAACAUCAACGCUUUCCACAACAUCACCCGCUUCGGUACCUUCCCCAUUGUCGCUCCUGAGCAGGGUGACCACGGUGAUGCCAGCACUGGCUUUGACCAGAAGCAGAAUGGUCUUCUUCCCAUCCACGUCAAGGUUGAUGCUCGUGGCUUCAUCUGGAUCAACAUGGACGGCGCCAAGACCCCCGAGGUCGCCUGGGAGGAUGACUUUGACAGCCUCGACACACACGAGCGCUUCUCUUACUACAACUUUGACGACUACCAAUUCGAUCACGUUUGGCAAAUGGAGGGCGACUACAACUGGAAGAUCCUUGCCGACAACUACAACGAGUGCUACCACUGCAAGGUCGCUCACCCUGAUAUCCCCACCAUCGCCGACCUCAACUCUUACUGGGUCGAGACACAGAAGUCUUACAUCCAGCACUUCGGUGCCCAGCGACAGGACCAGAUUGACCGUGGAUUCCGCAUCGCUGUCACAUAUUACCUUCCCAAUGCCUCCACCAACAUCUCUCCUCACUUCUUCAUGAUCCAGCGCUUUGUUCCUCUCAGCCCUUCGCGCUCCAUCAUGCGAUACGAGUUCUUCCGCAACAAGAACUCCAGCGACGAGGACUUCAACCUCAUCACUGAGCUCUACAAGCGUGUCAUGUCUGAGGACAAGUACCUCUGCGCCAACGCCCAGAAGAAUGUCAACGCUGGUGUCUUCAUCAACGGUGAGAUGCACCCCGAGAUGGAGCAGGGUCCUCUCUUCUUCCAGCAGAGCAUCCGAGAGCAGCUCCAGAACCACCACAAGAAGGAGCAAGAAGUCGGCCACGAGAUCUGGCCCGCCAAGCAGGAGGCUCCCCAGACUACCAUCAACACCAAGGCCACAAGCUCUGCCAACUACUCAUCGGGCAUUGACAUCCGGCCAGCGCACAAGGCCAUUGUUGUUUAGACAUGGGAAUAACUUACUGAUUUUGGAUUACAUGGGAGGAUUUACAAGAUAAAAGCGAGUUUUGCUCUUUUACACAAGAUUGCAUUGUUUAUUCAUGACAGAUUAUGACCCAGCAGAUGCUUAAUUAGCUAUACUAUUGCAUCCUGCAGCAUUUCUUAGAUAGAAAUCGAGAC